AUGCUGUUGAAGAAUUGGGAGACGGACAAGCAGCGAGAUAUACGAUAUACAUGCUUGUUUAAUGAACUGGAUAUUAAGGGAAAUGGUAAAGUUACUCUAGAUAACCUUGUAAAUGCUUUUGAGAAGAACGACCAUCCCCUCAAGGGUAAUGACGAGGCAAUAAAAAUGCUUUUUACUGCGAUGGAUGUAAACAAAGACUCCAUAGUUGAUAUGAAUGAUUUCAAGAAGUACGCUUCCAAUGCUGAAUCCCAAAUUUGGAACGGUUUUCAGAGGAUAGACUUAGACCACGACGGUAAAAUUGGCAUCAACGAAAUAAACAAGUACUUGUCUGACUUGGACAAUCAGAACAUAUGCAAUAAUGAGCUUAAUCGUGACCUCUCCAAUGAAAAGAUGAAUAAAUUCUCGAGGUUUUUUGAAUGGGCGUUUCCAAGAAAGAAAAGCAAUAUUACACUACAGAAUCAAACUACUCGUAGGGACGAUAUUGAUUACGACCAUCCAAGGCAAACAACCAACACAGAUUUAUACGUCACAUAUGACCAAUGGAGAGACUUUUUACUGUUGAUACCGAGGAAACAGGGUUCUAGACUUCAUACAGCUUACUCCUACUUCUACCUAUUCAACGAAGAUGUUGAUCUAUCAUCAGAGGGUGACGUUACUCUCAUUAAUGAUUUCAUUCGUGGAUUCGGAUUUUUUAUUGCAGGCGGUAUCUCAGGUGUCGUUUCAAGGACUUGUACCGCGCCAUUUGACAGGUUAAAAGUGUUUCUCAUUGCAAGAACAGAUUUGUCCUCGAUUCUGUUAAAUUCAAAAACCGAUCUCCUUGCUAAAAAUCCAAAUGUUGAUAUAAACAAAAUAUCGUCUCCAUUAAAAAAGGCCGUUAAGAGUUUGUACAGACAGGGCGGGAUAAAGGCAUUUUAUGUUGGGAACGGUUUGAACGUUAUAAAGGUUUUUCCAGAAAGUUCAAUUAAGUUUGGUUCUUUUGAAAUCACCAAGAAAAUAAUGACCAAAUUAGAAGGAUGUCAUGACACAAAAGAUCUUUCAAAGUUCUCCACUUACAUCGCCGGUGGUUUAGCUGGUAUGGCAGCACAGUUUUCUGUUUAUCCUAUAGAUACUUUAAAAUUUAGAGUACAAUGCGCUCCUCUAGAUACAAAAUUAAAGGGAAAUAAACUCCUUUUUCAGACCGCCAAAGAUAUGUUCCGAGAGGGUGGGUUCAGGCUUUUUUACAGAGGUGUCACAGUCGGUAUAGUGGGUAUAUUUCCUUAUGCUGCAUUGGACUUGGGGACGUUCUCAGCCUUGAAGAAAUGGUAUAUCGCCAAACAAGCAAAAGCGCUAAACCUACCACAAGAACAGGUCACACUGAGCAAUUUAGUUGUUCUUCCAAUGGGUGCAUUUAGCGGAACUGUGGGUGCUUCUGUCGUCUAUCCAAUUAAUCUUUUGAGAACAAGACUGCAAGCUCAAGGAACAUAUGCACAUCCUUAUGUGUAUAACGGCUUCAGAGACGUAUUACUAAAGACACUCGAAAGGGAAGGUUAUCAAGGGUUAUUUAAGGGCUUGGUGCCCACUUUAGCCAAAGUCUGUCCGGCUGUUUCAAUCAGUUAUUUAUGUUACGAAAACCUGAAAAAGUUCAUGAAGCUCGAAUAG
Messenger RNA from Saccharomyces mikatae IFO 1815, 1638 nucleotides. It is a transcript of the gene SAL1, whose product is annotated as Ca(2+)-binding ATP:ADP antiporter SAL1. Gene Ontology annotation, biological process: transmembrane transport. NCBI's taxonomy places the organism in Eukaryota, Fungi, Ascomycota, Saccharomycetes, Saccharomycetales, Saccharomycetaceae. Gene Ontology annotation, molecular function: ATP transmembrane transporter activity; calcium ion binding. The coding region runs from base 1 to 1638 and encodes 545 amino acids. The record is from RefSeq and is a predicted model, not a curated record. The transcript has a single exon.